AUGCAGCCCCUCCGUGCUGCCGCCGCCCGCUCGGCAACCCGGGCGCAACUCCGCCACGCCACUACGGCCACCAAGCCUCGAGCAUAUCCCGUGGCAUCGACAGCAGCCUCCAAGACCACAGCGACGCCCUCCUCAGCGGCAAAGACCACAGCAGCUGCCUCCAAGGCCGCCACCCCAGCAGCGACCGCCGGCAAGCUCGCCCGCACCCCGCUCGCCCAGACGACCGGCCAACACAUCCCCGAUGCGCCGGGCUUCGGCACCCCGUCCACGCUCACGGGUGCCCCUCCACUCGCCCAUCUCGAGGGAACCAACGGCAGCAGCACCGCCGAGGCGGGUGCGAUAGACGCCGCCCAGCAACAGAACGGCGGCGACGCGAUCGACUGGUCCUCGUCAUACCACGGCCUCGGCACAAACGCCUUCCCCGUCGAGACGUCACGCAUCCUCAUGGCCCCGAUCGACCCGGAGGACGUCGAGGUCAAGCCCGACGGCAUCAUAUACCUGCCCGAGAUCAAGUACCGGCGGAUCCUGAACAACGCCUUUGGGCCGGGCGCGUGGGGCCUGGCGCCACGGGGCCAGCUCAUGGUCCAGGAGCGGUUGGUGACGAGAGAAUACGCGCUGGUUGUGCAUGGGCGAUUCGUAGCCCAAGCCCGCGGCGAGCAGCAAUACUUCUCCGACGACGGCGUCUCGACCGCCGCGGAAGGGUGCAAGUCGAACGCGCUCAUGCGCUGCUGCAAGGACCUGGGCAUCGCGUCGGAGCUCUGGGACCCGCGCUUCAUCCGGGCGUUCAUGAAGUCCCACGCCCAGCAGGUCUGGGUCGAGCACGCGACCACCAAGAAGAAGCGCCAGAUCUGGCUGCGCAAGGACGACGAGGUCCGGUACCCGUACAAGAAGAGUGUCGGUGGGGCUGCUGCUUUCGCGUGA
Molecule: messenger RNA, 921 nt
Organism: Microdochium trichocladiopsis
Lineage: Eukaryota; Fungi; Ascomycota; Sordariomycetes; Xylariales; Microdochiaceae
Product: mitochondrial genome maintenance MGM101-domain-containing protein
Exons: 2
Coding region: 1-921 (306 amino acids)
Biological process (GO): recombinational repair; interstrand cross-link repair
Cellular component (GO): mitochondrial chromosome; mitochondrial nucleoid
Molecular function (GO): single-stranded DNA binding
Source: RefSeq, a predicted model, not a curated record